Molecule: messenger RNA, 876 nt
Organism: Lasiodiplodia theobromae
Lineage: Eukaryota; Fungi; Ascomycota; Dothideomycetes; Botryosphaeriales; Botryosphaeriaceae
Product: A-pheromone receptor PreA
Exons: 3
Coding region: 1-876 (291 amino acids)
Source: RefSeq, a predicted model, not a curated record
AUGACGCUGAAACAAGCCACCCGUACGAUCCUCGAAAGUUGGAACCGGAGAAGUACCAUCACCACAGACACCCUGGUAAAUUCAGCGAAGAGUCUGCUGACCGUCUGCAUUCGUGUCACGACGAACCCUUGGCACUGCCUCGAGCUCGGACUGACAAGCAUCCUGGAGACCGAUGACGUAGAUACAAGGCAGACACGGUUGGCAUCAUGGAUGGAAGCAAAAAGGCUGGAGUUCGGCUCCACCUGCCUUGCGGGGACAGUGGUGGCAUCAACCGUGACAGCCUCGAUCCAGUGGGAUCAGGCUGCGCGCUACCACUGGGUCAUUCAUGGCUUCUGGUACGGAAGCCUUGUCCUGAGUCUGUUCUCGGUUAUCGUCGCUUUCCAUCUUACAAUCCUGCUGGGGACGUAUGAGCUUGGGAGGGGGCAUCAGCUCAUUGAUGCACUGAAGCAAACUGUGUCGGAUAAACCCAAGUUCUCGGCCAUGUUUAUCUUCCAGGCUCCAGUCAUGCUCCUUAGUUACGCCAUCAUAUCUUACGUCGUCGGCCUCUCUGUGGCUGUUCUACGACCGCUUUGGACAGUCCCGUGGAACGAUGAACACAAGCCCGAUACCUCCGCCAUGCCCGACAACAAUACUCUGGACAAGCCAGCGCCUGAGCUGGAUGAGGAGGAUCACAUUGCUCGGGAGAUUGGGGCUACCUACCCUGCGGAGUCGAACGAGCCUGAGAUCGAACAACAAGGGCCAGUUCCCGAAUACAGCGAGGAGCAAACGAGCCCAGUGUAUGAUGAGCAUCAAGAGAACAAUGGGGCGGAUCCCCCAGAGUAUGAUGAGAUGGAAGAAUGGAUGAGGAGUGACGAUUCUGAAAACCCUCUGGGGUAG